GCACCUCUUUAAAUGAGGCCAACCUCUCACUCUCUUUCCCUUGCUUUCUCUCUCAGUCUCUCUCCUGUUUUUUCAUUGGUAACAGUAAUACCAGCCCAAGUAGCAGUCGCCAGGCGCCGUUUCUCUUUUCUUGCACUCUCCUCUCCUCUCUCUGCAAUAAUGGUUAGUCCACCACUAUCCUCAUAAGUCCUGACCAAUCUCUCUCUUCAGAAUUCAAACAAGAAAACCAUGUUGUUUUCUUCACAUCAACCUCGCUGGCUUCAAGUUCUUCUUACUGAGAAAUUCUUCAAUGCUUGUAUAAUUCACGAAGACGCCAAGAAAAACGAGAAGAAUAUCUAUUGCUUGGACUGUUGCAUCAGUAUAUGCCCUCACUGCUUGUCUCCUCACAGCUCUCACAGGCUCUUACAGAUAAGAAGGUAUGUCUAUCACGAUGUUAUAAGGUUGGAUGAUGCAACAAAACUAAUGGACUGUUCUUUUGUCCAAUCAUACAUAACAAACAGUGCAAAAGUGAUUUUUAUAAACCAAAGGCCACAGACAAGGCAGUUCAGAGGCUCCGGCAACUUCUGCAGCACCUGCGACAGAAGCCUGCAAGACCCUUAUCUCUUUUGCUCUCUCUCCUGCAAGAUCAAUUAUCUGUUAAGAACAGAAGAUGGGCUUUCCAAGUUCCUGUUUGAGUGCAAUUUUUUGCCUUUACCUGAGGCGGGUCUGGAUGAUGGGCUGGUGACACCUGACUCCGUCCUUGAGCCGUCUGGUUCGACCAAGACGUCUUCCGGGUCUGGUGGAUACGGUGAAGUGUGGUGCAGGGCAGUUGCUUGCACUGCCACGACAGAGAUUGUGAAAAAGAAGAGGAGUAGCUUGACUGUAUGUCGUCCGACAUGUCCUCCAGCGUCCGAAGUUUCGGGAAGUUUGAUAAACCGGAGAAAGAAAACUCCACACCGGGCUCCACUGUAUUGAAUUGGUUGUCCUAGGGAAGAGAGAGAGAGAGAGAGAGGUCAGGGAGAUUGGGGCAUUGUUGGUAUUUUAUAUUCUCAUUCCAGACAAUUUAGGGAUGAAAACAUCUCCCAAUUUUGUUUAUGUAAACACUCUCCUCUCCCAUUGCAAAUUAUUCAUCCUCAAUUUUUUUCCCUUUUUAUAUAGUUAUAGUGAGUAAUACUGACAGAAAGUGCUGUA
This is a messenger RNA of Theobroma cacao (cacao), 1170 nucleotides long. RefSeq names its product PLATZ transcription factor family protein. The record is from RefSeq and is a predicted model, not a curated record. NCBI's taxonomy places the organism in Eukaryota, Viridiplantae, Streptophyta, Magnoliopsida, Malvales, Malvaceae.